Molecule: messenger RNA, 1263 nt
Organism: Eimeria tenella
Lineage: Eukaryota; Apicomplexa; Conoidasida; Eucoccidiorida; Eimeriidae
Exons: 4
Coding region: 1-1263 (420 amino acids)
Source: RefSeq, a predicted model, not a curated record
AUGGGAGAUAUUCGACUGGCCGAGAAGGCGCUGGAAAGUGGCAUUUCUUUGGAAAGUUAUUUGCGUUCUAUGAAGUCUGGAGAGUCUAAAGCAAUGCAAGAGAGUGCAGCAGCAAGCAGCAGCAGCAGCAGCCUGGGGGGCCCCCCAGGCGCUGCGGUGGCCCCGAGGCCCCUGGGGGGCUUCCCGCAGCAGCAGCAGCAGCAACAGCUGCUGCUGCAGCAGACACGCCAAACGGACCUCCAGAGUAUUUGGGGGCCCCAAGACUCCAUGGGGCCCCCACAGGCUGCAGUUGGCCUCGGGGGAGUUCCACUUGAACACGAUGUGGAGGAAGAGUUUUCCUUUUUGGAAGACACGGAAUUCUCCCUCGGCUCCGAGGCUUGGGGCAGGGGGCCCCCGGGGGGCCCCCAGGAGUCCGCGCAGACGCGUUCGAAGGCCGCAGCGUGUGCUGCUGCUGCGCAUGCUGCUGCUGCUCAUGCUGCUGCUGCUGCCCCGUCGAACCCCGGAGCUGCUUCUGUUGCUGCUUGGUUUACUGCAAUGCUGGCGGGCCCCCAGGAAGGCUCUGAGGGAGCAGCAGACCGCCAGGGGGGCAUGCAGAAGGCCCACGUGGAGGACAGCUUUCCCGACCCCACGCGGAGACUGCAGCAGCAGCAGCAGCAGCAGCAGCUGCAACAGCAGGCGCGGGAGGCUGCGGGGGGCUUCCUCCAGGACGCCCAAGGGCGCAGCGCACAUCGCCAGGAGGGGCCCCGGGGGCCCCGGCAGCAGCAGCCUCAGCUGCAUGCGCAUGCAGCGUAUCUAAUGCAGCUGCAGCAGACUCCCCACUUGCCGGAGCAGCAGCAGUUUCAGCUGCAGCAGCAACUCGCCCAGGAGCAGCAGCAGCAGCAGCAGCGGAAACGGCUGCAGCAGCAGCGCAUGCAGAUGAUGUACGAGCAGCAGCAGCGGCUGCACCAGCAGCAGCUGCUGCUGAGGCAGCACAGAGGCCAGCCGCUAGACGCAGCCCAGGGCCGCGAGGCUGGCCGGCAGCUGCUGUCUCUUAUAGGUGUAGUGCCCCGCAACAGCACAGAAGGGCCCGAGGGGCCCCCUACUGCUGCUGCUGCUGCUGCUGCUUCGGGGGCCCCUUCGGCCCGGGGGGCCCCGCUGCAGGCGCCACGGGAGGAGCCCGUGGGGCUGAUGGCCCCCCGAGCUGCAGCAGACCUCGAGAGGCAAUUCAUGCAGCGGCAGUGCCAGCAGCAGCGGCAGCAGCAGCAGCAGCAGCAGCAGAUGUAA